Messenger RNA from Neurospora hispaniola, 1690 nucleotides. RefSeq names its product Alpha/Beta hydrolase protein. Gene Ontology annotation, molecular function: acetylesterase activity; monoacylglycerol lipase activity. The coding region runs from base 222 to 1490 and encodes 422 amino acids. NCBI's taxonomy places the organism in Eukaryota, Fungi, Ascomycota, Sordariomycetes, Sordariales, Sordariaceae. Gene Ontology annotation, biological process: medium-chain fatty acid biosynthetic process; medium-chain fatty acid catabolic process. The record is from RefSeq and is a predicted model, not a curated record. The transcript has 5 exons.
CGCCAGGUCAAGGACCGCCGCCAAAAGAUUGACUUUGCUGUCAUUUCUUUGUACCUCGGCACUUUGAAGUCGGUAUAAAUAGAAGUUUGUCUGUCAAUCAUCCGCAAGCUUUUAAUAUUCUUUCCUUUAACAUACCUACUCUUUCAGCUCUUAUCCUCCUCACAAUUUCCUCUUCAACACUUGUACGGGUAGGCCGGAUCAACGGUCGUUUAGGCGUAAUCAUGGACUGGUUCGGUCGUGCCAAGAUCUCUUUCACCCACCACACAUCACCACUUACACUCCAGCAGAAGGAUGGCACGACAACCGACUUACUCAAGGUCUGCGAACAGGCCACUCCGCCAUGCCAACUGAACCCGCUUUUGUUCAACGGACAUGUCCAGACCAUGUGGACUGUGGUUAAGGAGCAUGGUCCCCAGAUCUACUAUCGCCGGAAGAUCUUCGAUUCAGACCACAAGCUCUACGCCGGCACCUUCACUGUCGAUUUUGUGACUGAGCCGCACCAGGACUUUGAAGAGAAACUACCUCCUAGGACCGCUUACUUCUCCGAACAAGAUUUCGCCAACCUACCUUCGGAUGACAGCAAGCCUAUGCUUAUCGUGCUCCACGGUUUGUCCGGAGGCUCGCACGAAAUCUAUCUCCGUCACGCCAUUUUGCCUCUUGUUGAGAGUGGCAAGUGGGAAAUCUGCGUGGUCAACUCUCGUGGAUGCGCCAACAGCGCCGUUACAAGCGGUCUCUUUUUCAAUGCCAGGGCCACAUGGGAUAUUCGACAAGUUGUGAAAUGGGCCAGACAGAACUUUCCCAACCGUCCCCUUUUUGGCGUUGGCUUCUCGUUGGGUGCGAACAUUUUAACUAAUUAUGUCGGAGAGGAAGGAGAGGGUUGUCUGCUGAAGGGUGCAGUUGCGGUUGGAAACCCGUUCAACCUAGAUGUCACCAACAGAGCUUUACGGCGAACUCACUUGGGAAGACUUUACCAACGGGUGAUGGGAUCCAAUAUGAAGAAGCUGGUUGCGAACCACAAGGAGACUGUGCUCAAGUACACCAACCUUGACUAUGACAGGAUACAGAACAUCACCUACCUCAACGAGUUUGAUCGUGAAGUGCAGACCGUAACCUGGGGCUACCCCACCGAGGACGCCUACUACCGCGAUGCUUCCUCAUGUGACGCUGUCCUAGGCAUCAGGAUUCCCUUCAUGGCCCUCUCUGCCGCUGAUGAUCCGAUCGCUGUUGAGGAAGCCAUUCCCUACCAAGAGAUCAAGCAGAACCCCUACACGGUACUUUGCCUCACGUCUCUCGGCGGACAUCUUUCAUGGUUCGAACUUGGUGGCGGACGAUGGCAUACUCGUCCUAUCUGCAACUUCCUGAACAAGAUGGCUUUCGAUAUUGACUUGGACGCCAUCAAGCCUGAUGCUUGUGACAAGUUCGACAGCCAAUUCAGAACUCACUUCGACCCCGUGCAGCGAAAGUUGCAGAUUCUCGAUCUAAACCAAUAGAUGGUAGUGGAAUGAACACUUGAAAAAAACGAAGACUGGACAUAGAUUACCUAGCUAUAGAGAUAGGUCCAUCAAUUGGGCCUAAAGAGUUUAGACGCGCUUCAGGGCACAUUGGGGCUGCACAUAGACUUAGAUUCGCGCUUUCGACUUGGGUACAGGUCCGAACGUACGUUCAUUGAUGGCUUAUGCAAGCCACGAGC